AUGAAUAGAGUAGAAGGCUCAUUAAAUAGUCAUUUAGAUAGUCUUCCAACAAGACAUACCAAAAUUAUGCUAGGUUGUAUUGUUUUAGGUAAAAAGAAUAUAUUUCCUGUUGAUUUUGAUAUAGGAAAGACCAUCAGACAUCUCAAGGAAGUCAUCAAUAAGAAAGCAAAAUUGGAUAAUCCCAGCAAGAAACAUGUAAUAUAUGAAGGAAUUGACAUCAAAGUAAAGUUUGGAGAUGAGAAACUGGACAGCGACUUCAAUACUUUUGGAGAACAUUUUGAAAGGCAACCUACUGCUAAACAUAUCCAUAUCAUCAUGAAAGUACCCGCUAUUACUGAUGCUGCUGAACAAGUAAAGCGACAAGAUAUAAAGGAUGAACUUGAAUUAGAAAGUGUAGUUUUGGACAAGAGAAUAGAAAAGACAAGCUUAGUUCGCUUUUUCUACUCCAUGAUGUUUAGCUUUUUUACCUCCCCCAAAAUGCCGAAAAGACUUUGCGAUUGUAAAUCUAAUACUGAUAAUAAACAAAAUCCUGAAUGUCCUGCACACGAAAUAUCUAAUGAAGCUAAUUCUGUAUAA
Messenger RNA from Dentiscutata erythropus, 576 nucleotides. Lineage: Eukaryota; Fungi; Glomeromycota; Glomeromycetes; Diversisporales; Gigasporaceae. The record is from the annotation of a GenBank genome assembly.